CUGGUUCUGCACUAGGGCAGUCGGCUUGACACAAGGGGCCCCAACGUUCGCUUCAGGGCACGCUCGCUGUAUCUGACCACUCACCAUCGGCCAGGUUUGUCCUGAGCCUCGAGCUCUCGCUUGGGAAGUUCGGCGGCCGAUAUGUGUCGAAUCGUUCAUCCCUCGAGGGGCCAGUCCAACAACAGUUUUCCAAGACCACCACGGCUCCACUUCCUCUCCGAGUUGUAUACUCUCUGACGGUUGCGGCCUGUCUGAUCAAUUAUCUAACCCUACCCCUAAUACCAGUCCUUUACUGAGUUGGAGAAAAGGCGGGUUCCCAUGUGAUUUUUGGCAGAGUGUCGUUCGAUUGGCCCCCUGAGGGACGCGGCGGGAUUAAUGGGUUCUGAUUCCGCGUGUUGUCUGCAGCAGCUACGGAGCAGAUAUCCUCGGACGGCGGGCCCCCGUGAGGAUACGGAAGCGAGGCCCGCCUCCCCGCGUUAACACAAUCAGCCGCCGGCUGCGGCAACGUGGCAGAAGCUUCGAGCCCCGAAAUUCCGCCCCGCGUCUCCAAAGGUGUGAUGAACAGGACUGCUGGGCCGCAUAUAAACUCCAGCCUUCGCAACGCAGAACACUCAAGUGUGAACACCCAAGUGUGCUCACCCGACAAGUGUUAGUCUGAACAAUUUUCAGGGGCACCGACGUACCGAAAAGACAUUGGCCCAGUUUCCAGCAAGCAUCCUGGAGUUGCACUGUCGCCGGGAUCACACAGCCCAAGUUUCACUCUAUCGUUGGGGGUCAGGUUCAGCUGUGCAAGUCGGGUGCUUAGCCGACUUGUCCGAUCUACGACAGAGCACAGGAUCGCGGUACGAAGGGGCCAGGUCGCAGUUCCAAGACCUCUCACCAAGCAACCGAUUGGUUGUGACACGGCGUCAGACUGACAUCUGUCGUGGACCCUCUCACGGCCUGGAGAGCUGCGGCGACACCGACGCAGCCAGACACUGGAACUGUCGUCUCGUGACAGGACUCGCCCAGACUUCAACGGUCGAGCGCCCCUGACCAGUGUAACGAUUCCACUCUGUGAGACAAGAUGGCAGGCGGAAACUUUCAAGAGUGGACGGUUGAGGAACCGUACCUCAACAUCCACUGCAGGCUCGGGGAGGGACCGUACUAUGAGGAGGCUACCAAUACCUUGCGCUGGGUGGAUAUCAUGGCCCACCGAGUGCACACCGUCUCCCUUACCGAAGGACCAGAGUCGGUCAAGACCCUUCAACUGGACACACCCGUGGGUGUCACAGCGGAUGUGGAAGGUUCCGACCCCCAGGACCAGCUACUUGCCGGCCUCAAGUACGGUCUCGCCUUGCUGGAUCGCAAGACGGGCAAGUACGAGUACAUCUCUAGAUUCGCCUCGGCCGAUGGUCAGGACAAUAAGCGCUUGCGGAGCAACGACGGCGCAGUCGAUCCCCAUGGGCGCUUCUGGAUGGGCAACAUGACUGAUUUCGACGCGGGCGAAUUUCAGAACGAAGGCGGCCUUUACGUCUUUGACGCGAGGCAGAAGCCAUCGCAGGCCAAGAAGAUUGUCCCGGAUCUCAUGAUUCCGAACAGCAUCAGCUGGUCUCCCGACAAUAAGACGAUGUAUUACACAGUGUCCAAUGCUGGUAAAGUCUAUGCUUACGACUAUGACAUUACUGAUGGCAGUGUCUCAAACCAUCGCGUCUUCUAUGAUCAUGAUGGAACAGGCGGGCCCGACGGCCACCGUGUGGACAAGGACGGGAACAUAUGGCACACGAUCUAUGGUGAGAGCCGCGUUGUGAAGAUCUCACCCGAGGGCAAGCUCAUUGGCCAGAUCAACCUGCCGACCAGAAACAUCACGUGCUGCGAGUUCGUGGGCUCGACCCUCUACAUCACCACGGCGAAUGACGACGAGGGCGAGGGCAAGAGCAAGGAACUUGGAGGCGCGCUCUUCAGGGUGGACGUUGGCACCACAGGACUCGCGCCAUUCAAGUUCAAGCUUGGUGCCUAACCAGCCUGAAAUGAGAGGCAGCCCGGGAUAGGAGGCGUAUGCCUGCCUGUCUUGUCUGGUAGCGACAAGUAUUCUGGGCAUGCGCUACUCGCGCAACGACUGGGUUGCUGGUUCGUUAGCCAAGAUUGAUAUUGGAAUUCCAAUCCUCCCUUUUCUUA
This is a messenger RNA of Diaporthe batatas, 2157 nucleotides long. RefSeq lists its product as uncharacterized. Lineage: Eukaryota; Fungi; Ascomycota; Sordariomycetes; Diaporthales; Diaporthaceae. Gene Ontology annotation, molecular function: gluconolactonase activity; calcium ion binding. The record is from RefSeq and is a predicted model, not a curated record. Bases 1067 to 1999 code for a protein of 310 amino acids. Gene Ontology annotation, biological process: L-ascorbic acid biosynthetic process. The transcript has 2 exons.